Pelobates fuscus (common spadefoot toad) is the source of this 1107-nucleotide messenger RNA. RefSeq names its product transcription factor HES-5-like. Bases 247 to 762 code for a protein of 171 amino acids. Gene Ontology annotation, molecular function: DNA-binding transcription factor activity, RNA polymerase II-specific; RNA polymerase II cis-regulatory region sequence-specific DNA binding; protein dimerization activity. The record is from RefSeq and is a predicted model, not a curated record. Lineage: Eukaryota; Metazoa; Chordata; Amphibia; Anura; Pelobatidae. Gene Ontology annotation, biological process: anterior/posterior pattern specification; regulation of neurogenesis; regulation of transcription by RNA polymerase II. The transcript has 3 exons. Gene Ontology annotation, cellular component: nucleus.
UGUCUUUUGUACAGCACACACUCCUGACAUCUGGGUGGGGGUCCUGUCUUUUGGCAACAGCAGCUAAUUUCACAAGCAUGAAUGAAAGUGACUGUUGUCCUUCUGGCGCUCUGAUUGGCUGCCUAGUGUGGGAAACUCGGAACUGCUAGGCACACAUGCACUAAGUUGCAGAACUGGGACUAUAAAUAUGAGCUAGCUCAGGCUUGUAGCUAAAUAUCUUUCUACACUGACAAACAAAGUGACACCAUGGAUGUCAAUGGUGUUGCCCUAUUCACAGCCAAAGAAUACCCAGAAGAUAAACUCACUACUAAAGAGAAAAAUCGGAUAAGGAAACCAGUGGUGGAGAAGAUGCGUAGGGAUCGGAUUAAUCUCAGCAUCAAUCAGUUGCGAAAACUAUUGGAACAGGAAUUCCAGCUUCUCCAACCAGACUCCAAGCCAGAGAAAGCCGAUAUUCUAGAAAUUGCAGUGCAGUUCCUUAAACAACAGAUCUGCCGUUAUCCAAAUGAUAAUAAAACAGAAACGAGAAAUAACACCCUAGAAUACAGCCAUGGAUACUCCAAGUGUCUGCAUGAAACUCUCUCUUUUCUGUCCAUGCAUCGCAUCCAAGAGCACACACAAGUUAAACUGCUCAAUCAUUUCCACCAAUUCGAGUCUUAUCCUGAAGGCUGGAGCCAGCCCAGGAGGAACCUGAAAAACUCUUCUUACCAGAUGAAUGAAGCACUGCUAUCCACAAGCAGCAAGACCUUUUGGAGACCUUGGUAGAAGAACUUACGACAAGCUGACAUUUAACCCUAUCAUAUUGAUAUGGGCGCACACGCUAAUGAUGAAAUUAAGAGGAUAGUAUGAUUAUUGCAAUCAGUGUGAUCCUCUUUUCCAGUAGAGAUAAUGUCUCAAAUAAACUUCCUUAGUGGAAGGUCCUCUGAAUACAUUCAGGGUUUUCUUCAUAAUGAAGAUAUAGACGUUCAAAAAUAUUUAAACUCCGAGUGCCACAAGGUGGCGCAGUGGGGACAGUCAACUUCUUGCACCCCAGUUGUAAACUCCCAUUGAUUAUAGUUUAAUGAAAAACUUUGUUAAGGUUUAUACAUCUAUGGUGGUUGUUGAUUAGAU